Messenger RNA from Penicillium verrucosum, 1479 nucleotides. RefSeq lists its product as uncharacterized. The coding region runs from base 1 to 1479 and encodes 492 amino acids. The record is from RefSeq and is a predicted model, not a curated record. NCBI's taxonomy places the organism in Eukaryota, Fungi, Ascomycota, Eurotiomycetes, Eurotiales, Aspergillaceae. Gene Ontology annotation, molecular function: nucleic acid binding. The transcript has a single exon.
AUGAGACGACCGGCGCUGGCCAAUGGCCACAUGCGCUCAGCCAGUUGCCCACCGGCAAUCAGCAAUGAAGUUGGCACCUUGAGCCAAUUUCAAACCAGCCAGCCUGAACCGCCCUCCAGUUCAGGCGAGUCAGCGACCAGCUUGGCAGACUCGGCAACCGCACCGGAUGAGUCGUCCUCUAAUCUAGAGGAGCUUGAGGAGGGCGAGAUCCCCUCCACUACCAAUCUCGCUGAGUCGCCCUCUAAUCUAGAGGAGCUUGAGGGCGAGAUCCCUUCCACUACCAAUCUCGCUCCCGUACCGGAUGAGUCGCCCUCUAAUCUAGAGGAGCUUGAGGAGGGCGAGAUCCCCUCCACUACCAAUCUCGCUGAGUCGCCCUCUAAUCUAGAGGAGCUUGAGGGCGAGAUCCCUUCCACUACCAAUCUCGCUCCCGUACCGGAUGAGUCGCCCUCUAAUCUAGAGGAGCUUGAGGAGGGCGAGAUCCCUUCUACCCCACCACCAACUACCAAUCUCGCUCCCCCUCCGCCAAGUCCCCGGCCUUCAAUAGCCCCACGACCCCGGAAUUCACGCGCCCGAGUCUCAGUCGCCCCCUCACCUGAGCCAAUCCUGGGACACUCCCAACACACGCCUGUACAGCCCAAUGGUGGACUGGAUAGCAAACGGAAACGUGCCUCAACCGAUGAGGGACUUGCCGACCAGCCUCAGUCCAACAACAAGAAAAGAAAUAAGCGGGACUAUCGCGUGGAUAGGACAAACUUUAAAUACUCUGGGGAGUUAGGGCACGACUUCUUUGGGUUCAUUUGCUUUGUCAAUGACCAUAGGGCUUGGGAUAUUGCGGAUGGUAUUCUUCAGCUACCUAUUCCACAAAGCGUAUCAAAGCGGCUAGUAUACUUUUGCGAUGCUUCUAUCCGCUGUCUGUGUGGUGCGGCCGGAAUUGUCUGGCCACGCAGCCUUGCCUUCAAUGAAUGGGAGGGGAAGGGGGUAUUCUACCCCCUGAGCACUCACGAUAGCGGCACUGUCGAGCUUUUCGCAAUCGCAUGCACGCUUGAACUGGCAAUCAGCCAGAUAGAUGGAGAAAGGACAACUGCGGAGGAAAGGCUCCGUGGAGACAACGACGUCCUUCAGCGGAAUUUGUCGCUCACCAAAUCCCAUCUCCAUGGGAUGACUAAGGAGGUCUUCGUCUUCACAGACGAUAUCAAUGCUCUUAGACGCAUUGGCGGGUCCGUGGCUUAUGACCCAAAGGGAGAUAUGGCCAGCCACUUGGAGGCCAUCGCACGCCACUCGGGGACACUCAGUAAGCUCGGCGUACACGUUGAGCUUCACCUGAGUCCUGGGCAUUCCAAUGUGCCUGGUAAUGAGGCUGCCGACAAAAUGGCCAAAAAGGCCCAGAAUGAGCUGUUUGUCCAAACAGCAAUCUCUUGGCCGGCUAUGGAGUGGUCGGACCAAGGACAAGCCCCUCUCGACCUCCCCUCUCCCCUCUAA